GCCGCGCCGCCUCUCCACAAAAGAGCUCAGGCCCGGCCCGGCGGCUUGGAGCGCUGGCGGCCCGGCAGGGGCUCUUUGUUCGCCGGUGGGGCGGCCCGGGAGCAGCAGGCGGAGGGACAGGCGGGCCGGAGUGCGGCGGGGCCGUGGGCGGCGCAGAGCAGGAGAGCGCCGCGGCUGGCGGGCAUGAAGGGGCGGCGGGGCGCCGUGCCCCGCUCCGCCGUCCUCCUCCAGCAGCGCCCUCCGCAGUGAGGCUGGGCGUGGGCCGGCGGCGCCUCUUCCUCCUGCUGCCGCCGCUGCUGCGGUCUAUGGCGGAGGCCCCCGGGCGAGGAUGGCGGGGCCGGCGGGCGUAGGGGGCCCCCCAGGCGCCAUGGCGGAGUGGCGGCAGUGCGGGCGCUGGCUGAUCGACUGCAAGGUGCUGCCCGCCAACCACCGCGUGGUCUGGCCAUCGGCCGUGGUCUUCGAGCUGGCGCAGGCGCUGCGGGACGGCGUGCUCCUCUGCCAGCUGCUGCACAACCUCUCGCCCGGCUCCGUCGACCUCAAGGACAUCAACUUCCGUCCGCAGAUGUCGCAGUUCCUCUGCCUGAAGAACAUCCGCACUUUCCUCAAAGUCUGCCAUGACAAGUUCGGCCUCCGGAACAGCGAGCUCUUCGACCCCUUCGACCUCUUUGACGUCAGGGACUUCGGAAAAGUCAUCUCAGCGGUUUCCAGACUUUCUCACCACAGCAUUGCUCAGAACAAGGGCAUCAGGCCCUUCCCUUCAGAGGAGACCACUGAAAAUGAGGAUGAUGUCUACCGCAGCUUGGAGGAACUGGCAGAUGAGCAUGAUUUGGGAGAGGACAUUUACGAUUGUGUCCCGUGUGAAGAUGAAGGAGACGACAUCUACGAAGACAUCAUCAAAGUGGAGGUGCAGCAGCCCAUGAAAAUGGGCAUGACAGAAGAUGACAAGAGAAACUGCUGCUUGUUAGAAAUCCAAGAAACAGAAGCCAAGUACUACAAGACACUGGAAGAGAUCGAGAAGAACUACAUGAAUCCAUUAAGGCUAAUCUUGACUCCACAAGACAUGGGAGCCAUAUUCAUCAACUUGGAGGACCUUAUUAAAGUGCACUUCAACUUUCUCAGAUCCAUCGAUGUCUCCAUGAUGGCUGGUGGAAGCACCUUGGCCAAAGUUUUUCUUGAAUUCAAAGAAAGGCUUUUGAUCUACGGCGAGUACUGCAGCCGGAUGGAGCACGCACAGACUACCCUGAAUCAUCUCAUGGCCAACCGAGAGGAUGUACGGCAAAAAGUUGAGGAAUGUACCAUGAAGGUCCAGGAGGGGAAGUUCAAGCUCCAGGAUCUGCUGGUGGUGCCGAUGCAGAGAGUCCUGAAGUAUCACCUCCUGCUCAAAGAGCUGCUCAGCCACUCGUCUGACCGGCCGGAGAAGCAGCAGCUGAAAGAAGCGUUGGAGGCCAUGCAGGACUUGGCCAUGUUCAUCAAUGAAGUCAAACGGGACAAAGAGACCCUGAAGAAAAUCAGUGAAUUCCAGAGCUCCAUAGAAAACCUGCCGGUGAAGCUGGAAGAAUAUGGGCGGCCAAAGAUCGAUGGGGAACUGAAGGUCCGCUCCAUCAUCAACCACACGAAGCAGGAUCGGUAUUUGUUUUUGUUUGAUAAAGUGGUGAUUGUCUGCAAGAGGAAAGGCUACAGCUAUGAGCAGAAGGACAUCCUGGAGCUGCUCUGUUACAAGAUGACCGAUGACCCCACCAACAACAAGGACAUCAAGAAGUGGUCUUACGGCUUCUACCUCACCCACCUUCAAGGCAAACAGGGAUUCCAGUUUUUCUGCAAGACGGAAGAGAUGAAACGGAAGUGGAUGGAGCAGUUUGAAAUGGCCAUAUCCAACAUUAAGCCCGAGAAAGCUACGGCGAACAAUCACCAGUUCCAGAUGUUCACCUUUGACAAGACCACCAACUGCAAAGCCUGCAAGAUGUUUCUAAGGGGGACCUUCUACCAAGGCUACCAGUGCCUGAAGUGCAAGGCGGGCGCCCACAAGGAGUGCCUGGAGGUCAUCCCACCCUGCAAGUUCAGUUCUCCUGCUGAGCAGGAAUCACUGAAUCAAGGCCCUAAAAUGGUGGCCCUCCAGAAUUACCAUGGCAACCCAGCUCCACCAGGGAAACCCGUCUUAACUUUCCAGAUGGGCGAAGUGAUUGAGCUGCUCCGAGGGGAACCGGAUUCCCAGUGGUGGGAGGGGAGGCUUGUCGUGUCCAAGAAAUCCGGCUAUUUUCCCAGCUCAUUGGUUAAGCCUUGCCCAGUGGACGCCCGGCCUCCCAACAGCCGCCCUCCUUCACGAGAGAUGGACUAUUCCACGUACCCCUGGUUUGCAGGCAGCAUGGAGAGGCAGCAGACGGACCUCCUGAAGCAGCACGCCAGCGGGACCUAUCUGAUCCGGGAGAGGCCAGCUGAAGCCGAGCGUUUCGCCAUCAGCAUCAAGUUUAAUGACGAGGUGAAGCACAUUAAAGUGGUUGAAAAAGAGAACUGGAUCCACAUCACAGAAGCCAAAAAGUUUGAAAGCCUCUUGGAAUUGGUGGAGUACUACCCCCAUUCGCUGAAGGAGAGCUUCAAACAGCUGGACACGACCUUAAAGUAUCCCUACAAAUCCCGGGAACGCUCAGCCUCAAGAACCUUAGCUCGGUCCCCGGUCUUCACCCCUCGGGCCAUCGGGACUGCAGUGGCCAGGUACAACUUUGCUGCCCGGGACAUGCGGGAGCUCUCCCUGCAGGGGGACGUGGUGAAGAUUUACAGUCGGAGCGGGGAUCAAGGCUGGUGGAAGGGAGAGGCCAACGGCCGAAUUGGCUGGUUCCCUUCGACCUAUGUGGAGGAGGAGGGGGUGCAGUGAUGCCCAGGCUGGCAGGAGCUUCUGUCCCCAAGGGCAGCCCCGGCCUGUCUCUGGGCCUCCGAGGGAAACAGGACUGUUCUUCCAGCACUGAGAAGAGACCCACCCUGGCCCCCUCCGCAGCCCCUGGGUGGGAGUGCAUGAGGGGCAUGUGCAGCGGCUGGGGGCAGUGUGCGCAUGGGCAAGGCACAGCUGCUUCUCUUCUGCAAAUUUCCUGGCACGGAAGAACCAAACACCGUUUGCAGAAAACCACGAAGCCUCUGGGAAAGGAAGGAAGGCAGGCAGGAGCCGAUGGCCUGGCCAGAAGGGGCUGCACUACAAAGUCUUCUGAGGUGUGGAAGAUGGGCUUGGUGGCUCUGAUGCUUGGGUGGGAUACUAGAAGAAAUGCUUCUCUAGGGUUUGGGAGGCCCAGGAGGAUGUGCAAAGAGGGCCCUUGGGUUAGGAAUUUUGUGCGGGGGGGGGGGCUUCUGCAAGUCCCAG
Messenger RNA from Thamnophis elegans (Western terrestrial garter snake), 3346 nucleotides. RefSeq names its product vav guanine nucleotide exchange factor 2 (gene VAV2). Lineage: Eukaryota; Metazoa; Chordata; Lepidosauria; Squamata; Natricidae. Gene Ontology annotation, biological process: intracellular signal transduction; cell migration; regulation of GTPase activity. Gene Ontology annotation, cellular component: cytoplasm. The record is from RefSeq and is a predicted model, not a curated record. Gene Ontology annotation, molecular function: guanyl-nucleotide exchange factor activity; protein binding.